Molecule: messenger RNA, 2668 nt
Organism: Neofelis nebulosa (Clouded leopard)
Lineage: Eukaryota; Metazoa; Chordata; Mammalia; Carnivora; Felidae
Gene: IL17RE
Product: interleukin 17 receptor E
Exons: 17
Coding region: 97-2133 (678 amino acids)
Molecular function (GO): interleukin-17 receptor activity
Source: RefSeq, a predicted model, not a curated record
CUGGCCUCUUUCCUGUUAUUUCUCUGCAGGAGCAGGAGCCCCUUGCCCUCCAGGCUGUGCAGCCAUGUUCUGGGGGCUCUGACCCCACGGAAGUCCAUGGGGAGCCCCAGACUGGCGGCCCUGCUCCUGCCUCUCCUGCUGCUCAUUGGCCUCUCUGCCUCCUCUGGGAUUGGCUGCCCCUAUCUUCUGCACUGGAGCACCCACUGUCUGCUGGCCUCCCACAUGGAAGAUGCACUCACUGGAGGGUCUGCUCAUAUUCCUUGCCAUACCCAGUUGGCCCUUCCUGUGUCUCUAAAGUCCUGGUGUGCUCAGCUCUGGCUCCCCACCUGCUAUUUACACCUGCAUCUGAUGUCAAAUCUUUCAGACCUCCAGGGGGGCUGGAUCCACUUCCUGGUGCAGAAAUACAAAAAGUCAUACAAGUUCCGGUUCUGUAGGAGACACAAGAUGCCAGCAUCUGCUCAGAGGAAGCUGCUGAAUAGCUGUUGCCUGUCUGAGAAGGGUCAUCACAUUGCUGUCCCCUUCCCAGACAUCUCUCACAAGGGAUCACGCUCUAAAAGGACCCAACCUUCAUAUGCAAAGGCAAUGGAAGGUCUCCCCAGGCCCAGCUCACAAAGGCAUGGAGGGCCCGAGUUCUCCUUUGAAUUGCUGCCUGAGGCACGGGCUAUUCGAGUGACCAUUCCCCUGGGACCCAAGGUCAGUGUGCGUCUUUGUCACCAGUGGGCACUAGAAUGCGAGGAGCUGAGCAGUCCCUUCGGGGCCCAGAAAAUUGUGUCUGGGGGCCAUGCUGUAGACCUGCCUUAUGAAUUCUUUCUGCCGUGUCUGUGCAUAGAGGCAUCCUACCUGCAAGAGGACACUGUGAGGUGCAAAAAAUGCCCCUUCCAGAACUGGCCUGAAGCCUAUGGCUCGGACUUCUGGAAGUCAGUGCACUUUACUGACUACAGCCAGCACAGUCAGAUGGUCAUGGCUCUAACACUCCGCUGCCCACUGAAGCUGGAGGCCUCCCUCUGCCAGAGGCAGGGCUGGCACACCCUCUGUGAAGACCUCCCCAAUGCCACGGCUCGAGAGUCACAGGGGUGGUAUGUUUUGGAGGGAGUAGACUUGCACCCCCAGCUCUGCUUCAAGUUCUCUUUUGGAAAUAGCAGCCACGUUGAAUGCCCCCGCGGGACUGCCCCAUCCUGGAAUGUGAGCAUGGAUACCCAGGCCCAGCAGCUGGUCCUUCACUUCUCCUCGAGGAUGCACGCCACCUUCAGUGCUGCCUGGAGCCAUCCAGGCUUGGGGCAGGACAGCUUGGUGCCCCCUGUGUAUAGCAUUAGCCAGACUCAGGGGUCAAGCCCAGUGACGCUAGACCUUAUCAUUCCCUUCCUGAAGCCAGGGAGCUGUGUCCUGGUGUGGAGGUCAGAUGUUCAAUUUUCCUGGAAGCACCUUUUGUGUCCGGAUGUCUCUCAUAGACACCUGGGGCUCUUGAUCCUGGCACUGCUGGCACUCACCACCCUCUCGGGCAUUGUUCUGGUCCUCACUCGCCGGCGCCCACUGUCAGGCCCGAGCCACGCGCGGCCGGUGUUGCUGCUGCACGCGGCGGAGUCAGAGGCGCAGCUGCGCCUGGUGGGAGCACUGGCUGAACUGCUUCGGGCAGCGCUGGGCGGCGGGUGCGACGUGAUCGUGGACCUGUGGGAGGCUACGCGCGUAGCGCGCGUGGGCCCGCUGCCGUGGCUGUGGGCGGCGCGGGCGCGCGUGGCGCAGGAGCAGGGCACCGUGCUGCUGCUGUGGAGCAGAGCCGACCCCAGUCUGGCCGGUGGUCCGGAUCCCGGCGCAGCGCCCCUGCGCGCCCUGCUCCGCGCGGCCCCGCGCCCGCUGCUGCUGCUCGCUUACUUCAGUCGCCUCUGUGCCAAGGGCGACAUUCCCCCGCCACUGCGCGCCCUGCCACGCUACCGCCUGCUGCGCGACCUGCCGCGGCUGCUGCAGGCGUUAGAUGCAAUACCUUCCACCGAAGCCGCCAGCUGGGGCCGCCUCGGGGCUCGUCCGUGCCUGCAGGGUCGCCUGGAGCUGUGCCGGCGGCUGGAACGGGAGGCCGCCAAAUUUUGCCAACUGAGGCUGAGCAGAGACAGGCCUAGGGGUACUGGCUGGAACCCCUGAAUGAGCCUUCUACCCUUGAAUCUUUGGGGUGCCACCUCGGGACUACUGGCCAAAAAUCCUUACGCUGUCUGCCAACCUGGGAGCAGAGCACCUCCCUCACUGUCCCAGCCCCUUCCCCACGUGUGCCUGGCUUCUUCCUUAGGAUUACCCUUUCAGAACCAGCAGGGAGAGUUGGUCUUUACUGAGGGCUCCACCGACCCCAGUCCUGUGGGGGUGGGGGAAUCUUCCCACUUCUCUUCAAAAUUCCGGAAAGAGUAUUUUGCACAUGAACCAGUCCAGGCUGUAGAGGUUGUGGGACAGGGAUAGAGGAGGCAGGAACUAUGGCAGUUCUGAGUGAGGGGUGACUUCAGGGGGUGGGAGAAAUUCCCUUUCUGAGCCAGGAUACUGCUUUCCCAGACUGGAGCCUAGCCCAGAGGAGGAUGGAGGGAGAGAGAGAGCCUGAUCAGGGAAAGAGGUUUCAGCCUUGAGUGGCCAGGACACAGGUGUGACUAAGAUCAAGAAAAAUAAAUAAAGGUGAAUAUAAUGGAUAAGCUAA